This is a messenger RNA of Alligator sinensis (Chinese alligator), 5356 nucleotides long. RefSeq names its product syntaxin binding protein 4 (gene STXBP4). Bases 217 to 2598 code for a protein of 793 amino acids. The record is from RefSeq and is a predicted model, not a curated record. Lineage: Eukaryota; Metazoa; Chordata; Crocodylia; Alligatoridae. The transcript has 25 exons. Gene Ontology annotation, molecular function: syntaxin binding. Gene Ontology annotation, biological process: insulin receptor signaling pathway; regulation of insulin secretion involved in cellular response to glucose stimulus. Gene Ontology annotation, cellular component: cytoplasmic vesicle.
CACCGGCGGGGCGCGGAUCGGGCAGCGACGGGGUGGACCAGAGUGCGUGACACACGUACGUGUGUGUGUACGCAGACACGUGCACACCACAGAGAUCUGCCUGCACGUGUAUGUGCCCGUCUGCAUGCAUGCAUAUAUAUAUUUGUCAAUCAUUGAUCUUAGUCUAAGACAGAAUCUUCCAUUCUGAGCUCUUAAUGAGACAGUUCAUCUAGAAAGAUGGCCACUACAGAGCCCCUAUCAAAAAAGACUAUAAUGGGUCCUUAUGGAAUCAAUCGUGCUGUACAUCGCAUUACUCUUUCUGAUUGUCAGAAUGGAUUAGGGGUGAAAAUUAUUGGAGGUUAUCGGGAGCAGACUUCAGAAGACUAUGGAAUUUUCAUAAAAAGAAUUUUGCCUGGAGGAAUGGCUGCAUUAGAUAGUCGCUUGUUCACUGGAGACCUAAUCUUGGAUGUCAAUGGAGAAAACUUAGUUGGUGUAACCAACGAAAGAGCUGUUGACAUCUUGCGAACAGCAUCUGCAUCUAAUCACAUGUCUCUGCUGAUUGCGAGAGAUGAAGAAGCCAAGAAAGAAUUUCUAAACCUGAUGGACAAGUAUGGAUCUCAUGCUAAUACAGACUCUGCAAGAAGCUCUCCAACACAACUGCUAGCUGUGAAAUCUGCUGACAGCCUUUCUUCAGCAUCAUCUUCAAGGUCCCAGAGUCCUCAGCUGGCACAAGCAAAGGAUACUGCCACCAGCCACAAUGGAAGUAUCUCUGUCAUAGACGCAUCCCUUCACCUCGCAAAUGACAGUGCAUUUCAGAUUAUCACUGUUUCCAAGGGAACAGGCCUAGGCUUGAAUAUUGUGGGAGGAAUUAACAGAAAUGAAGGGCCCUUGGUGUAUAUUCAAGAAGUUAUUCCUGGAGGUGACUGCCAUAAGGAUGGACGAUUGAAACCUGGAGACCAGCUUGUAUCAAUAAACAAGGAGUCGAUGAUUGGUGUCUCCCAUGAAGAGGCAAAAAGUAUAAUCAGCAGAACAAAGCCAAAAUCAGAAUCUGCUUGGGAAAUCGCUUUCAUCAGACAAAAGACUGUUCCCAGUCACUUGGAACAUGCACAACGCCCUUCUAGUUUCUUGACAUCUUCUGGUGCAUAUGGACAGCAACAAAAUCCAACAUUUAAUCUUCUUACAUCUCCUAAUGAGAACUUUGCUUCUAAGAUGACCCCUUCCAGUGCUCUGAACUUUUAUAUCUCAAACUGCUAUCUAAAAAAAGAAAAGAAGGACUUCAUUAUAAAGCAGAGGCUGCUAGAAAAGGGUCUGGGUUUGAACCUGAAGACACAAGGACAUUUGGCAGCCUUUUUCCCUCUGCAUUUCAAGUCUUGUCAUCCCUGGGGCAUCAGCUUCCUGAGACUAUUUACUUUAGCUGCACAGGAUGUUGUGACAAAAACUGGAUUCAAGAAGAGAGAGCAAUCUCCAAUUAUUUCUGAAGACAGCAGCUCUACUGAUGUGUCUGCUACUGCUGUUGCCCCCAACCAGGCAGAUGAUUAUGGACUGCAAGGAAAGAAGAUUUCUGUAAACCCUACUGUUCGUCUCAAAGUGGAAAAGCUGGAGAUGGCACUGAAUUACCUUGGGAUUCAGCCCACAGCUGAACAGCAUCGAGCCCUAAGGCACCAACUACAGAAAGAUUCUAAUGGGACAGUAUCUUUUGGAGAUUUUGUUCAGGUUGCGAGAAAUCUGUUCUGUUUGCAACCGGAGGAAGCAGGUGGUGGCCAAAACCCCAUCGCAUUCGGGCCCAGUGAAGUCAUCAGUUUAUUAGACUCACAGUUUGUAUCCUGUGAUUCUGUGGAAGUGGAUGAUAUGGAAAGACUUAAAAAUGAAAGAAACGACGCUUUAAAAGAAAUAACUAAACUGAAGGAACAAUUGUCUGAAUCUUUAAGUGUACAGAAACAGUUAACAGAGGAGCUACAGACUGUCAAACAGGAAGCCAAGGCAGCGGUGGAAGAGACAAGAGCUUUGCGAAGCAGGAUUCAUCUUGCAGAAGCCGCACAGAGGCAGGCUCGUGGGAUGGAGAUGGACUAUGAAGAAGUAAUCCACCUAUUAGAGGCUGAAAUUACAGAGCUGAAGGCUCAGCUCACUGAUCAUUCUGGCCAAAAUAAAGAAAGUGCACAUGAUUUAAAAAAGAGAAUCACAGUGCUAGACUGCCAACUACGGAAAUCAGAAUCAUCUAGGAAAGCCUUUGAAGUGGCCACUGAAAAACUGCUGCAGUUCACAGAGAUUGUACACGAAGCCCUGUCAGAAAACUCCUCUUUGUCAGCUUUAAGUGAUAGAAGAGCCACAUUGUCAGCUAAGACACUACUUGCACGACUGGGGAAGAAUGGACGUACUGUCACAGCAGCCCUUGGAGCUGAAGCGAAAGACCUUGCUAAAUCUGUCCGUGCCAUUCUAGAAGUAGACUGCCUACCUUAUGGAUGGGAAGAAGCAUACACAGCCGAUGGAAUCAAGUACUUUAUCAACCAUGUAACACAGACAACAUCAUGGAUCCAUCCUGUAAUCAGCGCGCUGAGCUUAUCCUGUUCAGAUGAGAAUGAGGAAGACGGCACCAGAGAGCUAGCAGAGCCCAGGAGCUGAGGAUGUCUGUUGGUAGAUAGUAGUUUCACUCAUUCUUACACAAUAAUCAGAAGACCGCGCUUUCCUGUAGUCUAGCAUAUUACACCUGAUCUUGCUGUGCUUGAACUCAAAGGGAGUUGUGUCAUUGAUUUAUGUGGGAUCAGUUUCAUGGGUGAAAUUCACCUCUGCAAAAGGUCUGUGUAUUACAUACAUAAGUCCUCUUAAAUCCCGAAGGACUUGUUUAGUGCACAGGGUCUGCCCAGCUUGCGGGUACAGGGGUGAACCUUACCUUUGUCCCUUUAAGACCUUAUUCUCUCCUGUCUUCAGUUAUAUGUGGCUGUAACUCCAUUGUCUUGAACUGAGUUAAUUGCCAUUUGCAGCAGCAUGAGAGGGGCACAUUGGAUGUAAUUCCCAGAGGAACUUUCUGUCACUGGUUGGUGGAUGAGCUUUUUUACCAAAGCUAGUAGGUGUAACACAGAAGCCUUUUGUGUAACUACUGAGUGUAUGAUUUUUAUAAAAGAUUUCAUAUGUAUUUUGCUAUCAGAAGUUUAUGACAAUUUCUUACAAAUACUGAAGCCCAGAUUUUUUUUUACCAUUAUUUUUAUGGCAGUUAAUGAUUCGGCUUUAGAAAAAAUGAGGUCUGGAAAGUUGUUGACCCCAGUUCUGGUAGAGGACACUCUUCUCUGUCAGCAUAAUUAUGCAGGAAUGAAAACCGUUUCACUUCUGUACUCUGCUAAACUGGUACACAUACGCAUUGAAUAUUUCUGUGGAAGCUGUGAAGUUUCAAGUACAAUGAAACCUGUGAAACCACCUCCAGGAUCAGCAGAAAUCAGUCACCUCCCUGAAGCUGGGCUUUAAGUAGAAGUAAAACAAAAUCAUUCUGGAAACCCUGGUGAUGAUUUAAAGGGGUGGCUGAAAAGGACCAGGACUGCUAGGGAAGCUACAAGCAGGUUUCACUGUACGCAAGCAGCACAAGACUUCUUAAAACUGUGUUGCUCACAGCACACCAUACGAUGGCUGCUUUGUCGACUGUUUGAUUCUACAAUCGGUCAUUCCUGUGGCUCUCUUUAUACAUGUACAUAUGUCAGGUAUUGACUAACAAAUAAGGAACACAGACUUUGCAGAAGCACUGACGAACAUACCAGAGGAAAACAGUAUUUUUUGACAGUAAGGACCAAGAUGUGGGGCUCUACUGUAAGGAAAUUAGGAUGACAGGCUGACACAGCUGAGUCGUUCUGCAAAGGGAAGUUGAAAGUGUAUUUAAGAAGUUGAGAACUGUGCAUCUCUCCAGGUGAAAUAGGAUGCCUCCCUGGUCCUUGCCAUUCAAGCCAGGACAUUGCCAGCAGCUACACCCAAGACAUCUAGUGGGUGAAACAGAAUUUAGCCCUUUGUUGUCUGCUUUUAAUUAGUGUAGGGUUAAGUCACCCAUAGAUGUGGGGUCUGUGCCCUUUUGGGGGGGCAAAGGGAGUGUUCAGGAAAGGCUGGAUCAGCAGGUCCACAGUAACUUGCAUCCAAUGAGCAAAUCCUCCAUGUACAACAGCAGCCCUGGGAGUUGCUGUGCUGUAGCCAUUCUCUGUUCCACUAGCCCUAAGCUGCUUCAAGGCCUGAGGGAGGACGGUACCUCCAAACAAUGACCUGGCACCACUGAGCAGAGCUCAUUUGCUUGUGCUUUAUACAGUCCUCUGAGGUGCAGACCUUGGACUCAGACCCAGCACAGAUAUAAACUGCUCACCAGACCUAUCUGGCUUUCUGACAAUGUUAACUUUGGCUCUAGCAAUAAUGUAGGUGCUUUAUGUAUGACAGAUCCUUUCAGGAUGGAAGACUUUGGGCAUUUGGGUUUUAAUCAGGAAGCAUUUAAAAAAAUCUGGUCAGUCAGCGUGCAUGUAGACUGCUUUUCUGCUUCCGUUGUGAGACACGUGAACUGGGCUGUUGAGUUGUGCUCUCCUCAUAGCACUUGCUUUAGUCUGGGAUUUUGUCUUCGCAAAGUGUAGGGCAGCACUAGGUAGUCGCAGUCCACUAGCAGCUCCCCAAGCACGCUGCAGCAGGAACCGCAUGGAAUUUAAAGCUGCCCUUUCGUUGGACCGGGGGGAGGAGGACAGCCAUGUACACUCGGCCUGUCUUUCCCCAAGGAACCCCCUACUCCGAGCACGCUAUUCACAGCCCACCGUACCAGUCAAAAAAAACGCUGGUCUUCUGCAGUGCUUGCUGUCUCCACCCACAUCUGAGAACAUUUCAGCGAUUCGGAGCACGUUCUAGUCUCUCUUCCAUUUUUACCUUGUAAUUAAGGACUACUUAAAAAAAGAUCUCUUCAUCCAUCUAGUUUCUUCCUUAUUCAAGUGUUGGUUCUUCAGAUAAGCUACCCUAGUUCAUAUUCUCCACCACUGGUCUCUCUUUUUCAUACCUGUAAUCUCCAAAUGUUCUAGUCUAUUUUUGUAAGCUGGCAUACUUGUUUCCUAGGUUAUCCUCUCUCUCUCCCUUCAUCCCUCCCUCCCUCCCUCUCCCUUCUUUUUUCUUUCUCUCUGCGAAGUAGUUUGCAAAACAAUUUUGAUUAAGUUGAAUUGUAUAAACUGAGAAAAUGGGUCUAGAAUAAUGUAAUGCAAAUUUGUAAAGAGGAAUUGUCAAAACACACAGUGAUGUAAUGGCUAUUUUACAUUUUUACUGCACAAUAAAACAUCCUGACUUCAAGAGAAAUGGAAGUACAACAUUGUAGUCUGUAAAACAAUAAAACAGUGGCUUUGCAAGAAAAUAGAUAUUGGAUCCUUAACAUGGCUUCCUAUGC